Penicillium diatomitis is the source of this 2604-nucleotide messenger RNA. RefSeq names its product nitrate reductase NiaD (gene niaD). NCBI's taxonomy places the organism in Eukaryota, Fungi, Ascomycota, Eurotiomycetes, Eurotiales, Aspergillaceae. Bases 1 to 2604 code for a protein of 867 amino acids. Gene Ontology annotation, molecular function: heme binding; nitrate reductase (NADPH) activity; molybdopterin cofactor binding. The record is from RefSeq and is a predicted model, not a curated record. The transcript has 7 exons. Gene Ontology annotation, biological process: nitric oxide biosynthetic process; nitrate assimilation.
AUGGCGACCUUGGCCUUACCCUCCACAACAACCAUCUGCGUCACCGAGGACUAUUCCCUUACUAAGAAACGACACACGGAACUGCAUGACCUCCCCACACCACAAGAAGUCGAUAUUCCACUUCCUCCACCUUCUUUCCUCCCCACCGAGAUCCUUGACCUCGACAAAGGUACACCAGAUCACCAUGUACCUCGCGACCCGAGACUUCUUCGAUUGACAGGCGUCCACCCUUUCAAUGUUGAACCUCCCUUGACAGCUUUGUUCAAUGAAGGAUUCCUCACGUCACCCGAGUUAUUCUACGUUCGCAAUCAUGGUCCCGUACCACAGGUCCGGGAUCAAGAUAUCCCAGAAUGGAGCGUGCGUAUAGAAGGACUCGUUGAAAACCCCGUGAGCCUGAGCAUGCGGGAAAUUGUCGAAAACUACGAUCAGAUCACUGCGCCCGUCACCCUUGUCUGUGCUGGUAACCGACGAAAGGAGCAAAACACCGUUCGCAAAUCUAAGGGAUUUUCAUGGGGACCCUCGGGACUGUCGACGGCGUUGUUCACAGGGCCGAUGAUGGCAGAUGUCUUGCGAAGUGCCCGACCUCGUCGUGGAGCCAAAUUUGUGUGUAUGGAGGGCGCGGACAAACUGCCGAAUGGUUUCUAUGGUACCUCAGUGAAAUUGAACUGGGCCCUGGACCGGAACAAGGGCAUUAUGUUGGCGUAUAAGAUGAAUGGCGAACCGCUGACACCUGAUCAUGGACGUCCUUUACGGGUUGUGGUCCCGGGACAGAUUGGAGGUCGCAGCGUGAAAUGGUUGACCAGAUUGAUCGUGACCGAUACCCCCAGCGAUAAUUGGUAUCAUGUCAAUGACAAUCGAGUAUUACCAACAAUGGUCUCCCCUGAAAUGUCCGCCCAGCAUAAAAAGUGGUGGACGGAUGAACGAUAUGCCAUCUACGAUUUGAAUGUCAACUCGGCCACGGUGUAUCCUGAACACGAAGAACGACUGGACCUCACAACAAGUGGCGAGUUUUAUACAGCGAAAGGCUACGCCUAUGCUGGCGGGGGACGAAGAAUCACAAGAGUUGAACUUUCUCUAGAUAAAGGCAAAUCAUGGCGCUUAGCCGAGAUCAACUACGCCGAAGACCGAUACCGUGAGUACGAAGGCGAGCUCUUCGGCGGCAAAGUCGACAUGUGGCAGCGAGAAACAUGUUUCUGCUGGUCAUUCUGGUCUCUCGCUAUUCCCGUCGCAGAUCUACAAGACAGCGAUGCCCUGCUCGUCCGUGCCAUGGACGAUGCCAUGACCGUGCAACCGCGCGACAUGUACUGGUCUGUGCUUGGAAUGAUGAACAACCCGUGGUUUCGAGUCACGAUCACCAAAGAAGGUGGCAGCUUGAUCUUUGAGCACCCUACGCAUCCGACCAAAGCGGGAGGGUGGAUGGAAAAAGUGAAAAAGAGCGGCGGAGAUUUAACCAAUGGCUACUGGGGAGAGAGGCAGCAAAGUGACGAGCCUCUGGCACAAGCGCCAGUCAAGGAGAUCUGCAUGAAGAAGGACGGUGUGAGCCGGCUUAUCAGUCUUGAUGAAUUGAAGAUCAGUAGCAGCAACGGGGAACCCUGGUUCGUGGUCAAGGGCGAAGUUUACGACGGCACUGCAUUUCUGGAGGGUCAUCCGGGGGGAGCAAUUAGCAUUACAUCCUCUGCUGGUCUUGAUGUGUCAGAGGACUUUUUGGCAAUUCAUAGCGAAACAGCAAAGGCGAUGAUGCCCGACUAUCACAUCGGCACCUUGCACCCCGAUGCAAUGAAAGCCCUCAAGAACAGCACUCAACCCACACCAGGGGAGCGACGCCCGACAUUCCUUCAACCAAAUGCCUGGUCUAAGCUCAAGCUAUCAGAGAAGAAGACUGUAUCCUGGGACACGAAGACCUUUGUCUUCCAACUGGAACACGAAACGCAGACCUUAGGUCUACCCACCGGUCAGCACCUCAUGAUCAAACUGAAUGACCCCAUCAGCAACGAACCCAUUAUCAGGUCAUACACUCCCAUCUCAGAAGUUAAUUUACAAGGACGCAUGGAACUUCUUGUCAAAAUAUACAAUCCCGAUACAAACACACCCGGUGGAAAGAUGACCAUGGCCCUAGACAGACUUCCACUCGGAGCCGUGGUGGACUGCAAGGGGCCCACCGGCCGUUUCCAAUACCUGGGUAAGGGCGAGGUGCUCAUCAGCGGCAAGAAGCGUCCUGUCCAGUCCCUGAAAAUGAUCUGCGGCGGCACGGGCAUCACACCCAUCUUCCAAGUUUUGCGGGCCGUCAUGCAAGAUACGAACGAUUCUACGAAUUGCGUCGUGCUGGAUGGGAAUAGACUGGAGGAAGAUAUUCUGUGUCGGUCCGAGCUCGAAAUGUACGCGGAACAACAUGCACAAAGGUGUCGUGUCGUACACACGCUCACCCAGGGGUCAGAGAGCUGGAAAGGUCUGCGAGGCAGAAUCUCGGAGACCUUAUUACAUAAAUUUGUAGCCCCGGAGGAGCUGAGCAUGGUUUUGAUAUGUGGGCCUCCAGCAAUGGAACAGUUCGCGAAGAAAACACUCCUGGCGCAAGGCUGGGCUGAGUCUGAUCUUCACUUCUUCUGA